GGGCAAACUGAACCUAGUGAAAAGUGAGGUCGGUUACGGAAGCCCAAACUUGUAGUUUGAGAAGAAAUCCCCCAAAUUUGAUUGCAAUUGAUCGGUCACAGCUCACAGGUGUUAAGAUUGUCGUGUGCAAUGAAUUUGGAGGCGGAGGGUUCUUCUACUUCAACGCCCAUAGCCUCCUCUAAUAUUGGUUUUCAGUUGCUGAAGAAGCACGGUUGGAAAGAAGGAACCGGCCUUGGUAUUUCUCAACAGGGCAGAUUGGAGCCUGUGCAGGCGUACUUAAAGAAAAACAAACGUGGGUUGGGAGCAGAGAUAAAGAAACCGCACAACACGGGGGAUAAAAAAGACGUGCCAUCUGAUAAAACUAGUGAUACGUUAUCUAAGAAAAGGAAAGCGAAAAUGUCGAAGAAGAUGAGGAAAGCUCAAGAAGUCGAGAAGAAGUUACAAGAGAAAGAAUUCGAGCGUGCAUUCUUUAGGGAGUUUUGGCCGGAUAACGUCUGAUGCAACAUUAUAUCUUGCUUGUAAGUCUUAUUGAUCUGGUAAAUAACCAAAAGUUGAAUCUGCAAAGCAGAGACCCGUGCAGAAUUUCACCCACUUGAAGGCGUAAAAAGGAGUAGCAUAUUUGGUAAACAACUCACGACAGGAGGCCAUUGUAAACACCCCAUCCCUACCCGGCUCCCAUACCCAACUAUCUUUGCCCGGACUCACAUUAAAGCCGCUAACAGACAUGUUGAUUUGAUCCAACUGAUGUUGUUCCCCACCAGUAACAGGUGCCCUUUUCCAGUCCCAACCCAUUAACCGCGCAGCCAUUGAUGCAUCAGAGGACUAUUCCCAGCCCAAACAUCCACCCAAAAACGAACAGAGGUACCAUCUUUCAGAGUGCCCUUAAAGAGAAGCCGGGGAUGCACAUUAUACUCGAUAUAUAUUAAAUAGAAAUUAUAUUCGUUUUCAAUAGAGUAAAAUGACACAAUCGUCCCUGACGUUUGGUCAUAUUUGUUUGUUUCAAAAUGAUUUUUUUUUGUGCAUUUGAGUCCUUCAUGUUUGCAUUUUAUUGUCAUUUUCAUCAUUGAUGUUUGGCAAUUUGUUACGGCUUUCACCCUCGAAAUUUGGCCCUUAGGGAUGAAAAUGACAAGAUUUCAAACUUUUUGAAUGAAAAACAAACCUU
This is a messenger RNA of Helianthus annuus (common sunflower), 1162 nucleotides long. RefSeq names its product G patch domain and ankyrin repeat-containing protein 1 homolog. Gene Ontology annotation, molecular function: nucleic acid binding. The transcript has 5 exons. Lineage: Eukaryota; Viridiplantae; Streptophyta; Magnoliopsida; Asterales; Asteraceae. The coding region runs from base 130 to 498 and encodes 122 amino acids. The record is from RefSeq and is a predicted model, not a curated record.